Messenger RNA from Myxozyma melibiosi, 531 nucleotides. Its product is annotated as Ylr104w protein. The record is from RefSeq and is a predicted model, not a curated record. The transcript has 2 exons. NCBI's taxonomy places the organism in Eukaryota, Fungi, Ascomycota, Lipomycetes, Lipomycetales, Lipomycetaceae. The coding region runs from base 73 to 441 and encodes 122 amino acids.
UUUUCUUCGCGCAAUUGAUCCACGUUCUUGCCUUAUCCACCAGAGACACUCAAAGCAGGAGAUACAAGACAAAUGCGGCUACUACUACUCUUAGGGCUUUUGCUGCUACAGGCGCCGCUGCUUGCGAGCGCGCAGUUUGAUUUCUUUGAACAUAUGUUUGAAGGCGCGGCCGGCGGCGGGGGUGGCCAUCAUCGGCAGCAGCACGGCGGGAGCUCGCAGGGAAGUCCGCAGUGGUACGAGCAGAAUUACGAGACCGUCGAGUGCAAGGGAUACGUCUGUCAAGACACGUUAUCCUGCGUCAAGAGACCGAUUGAUUGUCCGUGCUUGUUCCCGGACUCGGAAGAGAAAUGUGUUUUGCCCGACAAGAAGAAUUAUGUUUGCAUAUCCAAGAACGGCAGGGGCUGCGGGUUCGUCGAGAAGGCUUGGAAGGGCGAGGUUUAGCGCUUGUGUGGGUUUAGAUGUAUAGUAUUCUUCGUAUUUACUUUGCUGUUUGUGUAUCUUGUCAUGAUUAAAAGGCGUUUUUGAAUACAA